UUGCAUAAAAGUCGAAGCUCGAAAUUUUAGGAAUUGACUCCAGCUUUAAACUGCAUGAAGCAGGGUUGAGCAGUUCACACAGAAAAUAAAUCGCUCGAUGUGAAGCUAAAUAAAGAGGUUGGACGGUCACCAAAGUCACAAGCCACUAGGAUCAGUAAAUCAAUCUCCAAUCAAAGUGAUAAAAAUCCUGUUGAAAGAAGGAUCCUUGAUGUUUACGCUCUCUUUUUAUGGAUAGUCAUUUCAAGGAUGGUAUUAUUUGAAGCAAACUAGGCAGGUUGAUUGACAGCAUACUGAAGUUAAAAUGGCAGUCGGAUGGGCGUUGUUUUACAACCUUGUGCUAUAUAACUUGUGCCAUUUGUUAACAGCAACUCCGUUAGUAGAUCAACCCAUACCUUCGUUGAUGAUUUCUGCAGAUACUUCGAUAGGCGAGAAAUUAUGCUCUCUGUCCAAUGAGUUCACGUGUGCCAGCUCAUUCUGGAACAAAAUUGGAGACAACCAUGAUUUUGUUACAUUUUGGCGAAUGCUGCGAGGAAGACAGCGGUUUCAAUUUGCAAGACUUUUCACUUUCUCCAAAAACUGUAAUGGAGUUGUUAAAGGUAGAAUAGCUUCCUCUUUGAAAGAGAUCGGCUUAGGAAACCAUAAAAAUGAAUCUCGUGAUGUUCUUCUAGAUAUCAGAAAUCUAAAAAAGCUUCUACAGUGUGGAAAUGGAAUUCCCAGGUAUACACAGGUGAGAGUCAAGCGAAAUACGGCACUAGAUUCGAAUGUUACUGCAACAGCUAGCACCUUCUGUUGGCCAUUUUGGCGCGGAGAUGGCUACUGCGACCUUGGCUGCAAUACGGAGGAGUAUAACUAUGAUGAUGGCGAUUGUUGCUAUGAAACAUGCACCAAAAAAAUCCGAAGGUAUCCCUGUGGUUUUACUGGGUUUCAAUGUAAGCAAAAUACAAACAAUGCACCUAGCUGGGUCAACGAUAUAAAAUUUUGCUUUAGAUGGAGGGCAAAUGGAGAUGGUUCACAGUGUGAUACCGCUGGCAAAGGUAAAAUCUGUGCGCCACUUGGUAGUAUGACAAAGUUUUACUACGAUGAUACAGACGAACGGAACGGAGGCUGUGUACUGUCUUGGAAAAUCGAGGCUAUGUCUGCCCCUGAAUGGUUUUGGACGAGGUUGCAGCUCUGCUUGUAUUCAUAUUCAGACGGUGAUAUGUUCCAGUGCAAUUACGGAUCAACGAACAACAUCCGAUGCCGAAGAGCGAACGACUGGGUUCAUUAUGUAGAUGACACUGAUAAUCGUCAAGGUGGCUGCAUUUUAAGGUGGAAGGUGCUUUAUUUAGGCAAAUUACCAACGUGGAUGGAAAAUGCAAGAUUUUGUUUCUACUGGAGGUCAAGUGGUGGCCAGUGUGGGAUGCCGGGCCAGGCACGUCAGAAUGACCAUCAUUGUGUACCAGUUAAUAGCUGGACUGACCAAUACAGGGAUGAUACCGAUGCAAGAAAUUACGGUUGUGAAAUGGCAUGGGGUUUGCUCUUGUAAGGUUCUUAUCGCAAACAGCACCUUUCUCGUGUGGAACCGAGAAAUUGUAGAUUUGUUCUGAUAAAGAUUUGGCUUCACGUAGAAGCAAUUUGAAGCAUUUAUCACCUAGGCCUCACUGCCAAGUUUUAGAAUUAUGUAGAUAUGUAAAGCGCUCUUUGAGUUUUUUGCUAAGAACAAUAAGCAUAAAUUAACAUAUUCUAUAAUUAGACAGUCGCUAACGUCUGCUUCUCGAAAUAUUUUUGCAUUACCGAUAGCAUGUAACUUUAUUCUUCUAAGCAAAGCAGAAACAAGUUUUCUUAUUUAUAUGAAACUUAUUUGUUGUAGAAUGUUUUUUUCAAAAUUGACGAUGUAGAUUUU
Rhopilema esculentum is the source of this 1882-nucleotide messenger RNA. RefSeq lists its product as uncharacterized. The record is from RefSeq and is a predicted model, not a curated record. Lineage: Eukaryota; Metazoa; Cnidaria; Scyphozoa; Rhizostomeae; Rhizostomatidae.